CUACUCCUCUCUCUCCACAUAUCCUCUACCUUCCCUCUUUGUCCUUUUAUAACAAUCACAACAAUUCUAUACCUAGCUUGAACCCUUGUCAUUUCUUUUUGAAUCUUGACAAUCCUAUAUCUUCUUUGUUUUUGAGUCAUCCCUCGAUCAUCCUUCUUUACCUCCAAGGUCACCUAUUACUCAACAUCCUCCCGUCGAUUCAUCCUCGUCUUUCAAACCUCCGAUCAUCACACAUAUCGACCCUUCACGCGACUAUCGACUUUUGUAAAGGAUAAACGCGAAUCAUCUGACAAAGACGUGAAAGGAAAACAUAGACAAAGAUAGUCAAGAACCUAUUGACUUCUCUGUCAUUCACGUCUUUAAGGACUUAUUUCGUAACGCAGAUGUCGGAGUUGGACCGGAUACUUCGACGUCGUCCACCUUAUUUGUUAAACUCUUCUGGUAAGAAGGUUAUCAAGUCACUACAAACAUCUUUUAAUAUAGAUACGAUACCCACACCGCAUGUAUUAUCACCAUCAGGCAGGCGCCAGCUCGUCAGCCGUAGGUCCGACCAAACACGAUGGUGGGCCUAAUGGUGCUGGACCAGGAUGGGGUCGUCAUCCUACCGUUUUUACCCCAUCCAUGCCUCUUCCUUCCCAAAAUGGUUUCCCAAACGGUCUUGGUGUUUUCGGUCCACCUCCUAACCCACCUCAUCAUCAAGUUCAUACUUCCCAUACUCACGCUCAUCCCUUACACCAACAUCACACCGGUCAAACAUCCCAUCAUCCUUCGUUCGGCGCUGGAGGUAUGCAUCUCGCUCAACAGACAACGGGAGGAAUGGGGAUGCAUCCGGGGAAUGGAUAUGGGAUGGGGAUGUAUGGAAAUGGAGUUCAGAAUGGUCAAGGAAGUCCACCGAGACAACCUGGAGAACAACAAAUGCCAAUGACUCAUUAUUGGCAACAUCAAUUGAUGAGAGCGGAU
Molecule: messenger RNA, 960 nt
Organism: Tremella mesenterica DSM 1558
Lineage: Eukaryota; Fungi; Basidiomycota; Tremellomycetes; Tremellales; Tremellaceae
Exons: 2
Source: RefSeq, a predicted model, not a curated record